AAGCCCGCCAUUUUGUGAAUGAAACAGCUAGCUGGUUAGCUUGUUGUCUUAUCCUAUUUGUUACUGCAGCACACUUCGGACGGCAGACGGGUCGCUCGAAUAGGGUAUUUGAUUGUUGCGUUUCAUAACUGGUGGUUCCACUAGGUAAACCACAUAGAUCCGAUCAUUUAACCAUAUUCGUGAAGACCUUAUUUUGUAAACAUGAGUUCCAAUUCCAACUAUGGGAGACCUCCGCCCGCGAUUGAAGGCAUGACUUCACUGAAAGUGGACAACUUGACGUACCGUACCUCACCAGAAACACUUCGCCGUGUCUUCGAAAAGUACGGAAGAGUCGGAGAUGUCUACAUCCCAAGAGAUCCAUAUAGCAAGGAGAGCAGAGGCUUUGCCUUUGUUCGGUUCCACGACCAACGAGACGCAGAGGACGCGAUGGACGCAAUGGACGGUGCCUUCCUAGACGGCCGCGAGCUACGGGUGCAGAUGGCCCGCUACGGAAGACCCCCAGACUCUCACCACGGACGCGACGGCGGACGAGACGGCGGACGAGAUGGACGUGAUGGACGUCGUGGUGGACCACCGCGGAAAAACAGCGGACACCGCAGUAGAAGCCCGAGACGGCGGAGACGCAGCCGGUCCAGGAGCAGAAGCCGCUCCCGAUCACACAGCCGAUCCCGGUACAGCCGGUCCAGAUCCCGAUCCAAGUCCAACUCCCGUUCACGGUCCCGUUCACGGUCCCGCACCCGCAGAAGCAAGACCAAGUCCCCGUCCCGCUCCAGGUCCAGGUCCAGGUCCAAGUCCAAGUCCAGGAACAGAUCUCCAAUGUCCAACAAAGGAUCGAAGUCCGGAUCGAAGUCCAGAUCGAGGUCCAAGAGCCCGCAGUCGAAGAGCCCGCGAUCCAAAAGCCCGCGAUCCAAGAGUCCGCGAUCCAAAAGUCCGCGAUCCAAGAGUCCGCAGUCGAAGAGCCCGCGAUCCAAGAGUCCGCAGUCGAAGAGCCCGCGAUCCAAGAGUCCGCCAUGUAUGAGCCCGCAGUCCAAAAGCCCGCCUAAGUCACCGGGGGCGAAUGGAUCUACGACCCCUUGAAGCAGCGGCAUGCGACAUAUGUCUUCAGGUGUGACCCCCCACCCAACCCCCACCCCCCCCCCCCCUCCUCGGACCCCGGCGUCGGCAGCCUCUGGAUGUGAACCCUGCUGCCAGUCACUGCUGGGAUAAAAGGUUGUUAUUGUGUCCAUCUGAAAGUUUCUUUAAAAAAAACAACAAACAAACAAACAAAAAAAAAAAGACAACAAAAAUGUCAGUUUGUUUUCUUUCUCCCCCCUCCUCUCUUCUGCUUAGUUCUGUUUUGCUUUUUUUUUUUUUUUGCAGCUUAGCAGGAUGUUUUUAUGUUUCUUGUAGCACAAAUUAUACAUUUUUCUUAUACAUUUAUAUUUAUAAGAAAAGCAAGAGAAACCCCUUUUGUGAAUGUUGUCAUGAGUUGACUAGGGUGAGCUUGUGGUACCUUAAGGUAAAUGGGUCUUAUAUGGUGGUGUUGGGUUUGCUCAUGUGACGGUGGAAUGGGAACCUUCAUAAAUGUAUAUUGCCACAGUGGGGUCUUAUUUUGAGUGUUUAAUUAAUUAAUUGAUUGAUUGAUUGAUUGAUUGAUUGAUUGAUUGAUUAAUUACAUUAAGUAAAAUAUUCCACUGGCAUGUACAAUCUCAUGGAUCAUUUUGGCCUAAUGCUAACAUCAACCCAUGUUCCCCCCCCCCCCCCCCCAAAAAAAAACGUUGAUUUUGUGAAGUGAUUUUUCUUUUGACUCUUUUGACGGCGUCUAACCCUCUCUCCUGUGUAUGUGUUUGGGCACUAGGCGCGGGUGAGUAGCCGUUGAGUUGUGCUGGUUAGCUGUUUAAGAUGCCGUGUUGCUGUGCAGAGUGCUUGGCUGUUUCCAGUUUUCUCCAGAUAUCGCCAGGGGUAACAGUCGCCCCGGUGACCACUGAGUAAAAAAGCGGGUGGCUUCAAGUGGCCCUAUUUUUUCUUCUUGUUUUGGAAAUGCAUCCCAAAUGUUUUGUCAUCACACUUUAAUUUUUUGUACUCUUCUUAACUGAAAUUGAUGCUCUCAAUGUGUGUGUGCGAGCAGAAGCGAAUCUGUCCAUCUGGCUCGUAACUGACUGUAGUCUCCACAAUUGGUCCAUUUCUGUAAAUCUAUCAUCUGUACCCAUAAGAUCAAUAAAAGCAGUGAGCCAA
This is a messenger RNA of Clupea harengus (Atlantic herring), 2214 nucleotides long. RefSeq names its product serine and arginine rich splicing factor 2b (gene srsf2b). Gene Ontology annotation, molecular function: RNA binding. The record is from RefSeq and is a predicted model, not a curated record. NCBI's taxonomy places the organism in Eukaryota, Metazoa, Chordata, Actinopteri, Clupeiformes, Clupeidae.